GGAAGGGUGGGCGGGGCCGCGCGCCCGCCAUGCUGAUCACGCUGUGCUACCUUUACCUGUGGGCGCGCUGGGGGCCGCGCUCGGCCGCGCUCGUCCGCAGCACCGUGAGGAGACUGCACCGCUCCCGCUGCUCCUUCACCUUCUGCGCCCGGCAGCCGCAGCCCGAGGAGCGCGUCUGCCUCCGCAUCGGCGGAAAGGUGUUCUACACCGGCGAGGCGCAGUUCCUUGAUGACUUGAACAGGUGGAGUGUGCUUCUCGUUUCUCCCUUUAUUCAUCCUGAGAAGUUGCUGCCAGCAGAACACAUCGCUUUUGUGACAGAAAGCGUUUCUGCUCAGACAGAGAACUUGCAGAAAGGACCUGACUCUUCAAAGGAGAUUGUGAAGUGGUCAGACUUUUGUUCACCCUUGGCCUAUAAACCUGGUGAACCUUUUAAGUUAAUUGCUGAAGCCAGUGUAGAUAAUUUCAGUAGCCUUGGAAUAGCCUUCCUGGAAGACAGGCUGCAGAUGGAUAACGGGAUGGUGCCACACAGGAUUGUUUCUGUCCAUUUAGAGGAAUCUGCUCUGAAGCAGUUGGCACAGGAGGCACCAUCGGUGAAAGAGAAAAGCACAGACAUGGAUGCAGUAACUCCUGCUGGGAAAUCAGGAUUAGCACGAGGUGAGGAGGAGAAAUCCAAGCUGGAAGAAGAAAGGGAGCAUGAGGACACAGGAGUUGGGGAGCAUCACCACUUGCACCUUUCCAGCUGCCACGAGUGUCUGCAGCUUGAAAACAGCACCAUUGAAUCGGUGAAAUUCGCCUCUGCAGAAAACAUUCCCGAGCUUCCCGAUGAUUGCAGCAGCAGAACGGAGGAGAAGGAGGAUGAACAGCUGGAAAAAGGAAUGAAAAGAAUAAACCUCACUGGGAAACCCCCUAAUAUAUUGAUUUACCUGGGCUCUGAGGCUGCCAAAGAGAGGUUUGAGCAGGUGAAGUCAGUCCUCAGGGAAUGCAUCGAUGCUGAGAGCUACACCAUCUACCAGCUGCACCAGGAGCGAGUGCUCAGGGAUCCCUGGAUUGACAACUCCCUGCUGCUGGUCAUUGCCACAGAGGAGCCCAUUCCUGAGGGCAGCCACAAGCAAUUUAUGAAAUUUCUGUCCAAAGGGGGGAAGAUUCUUGGGUUUUCUUCGUCCUUCACCUUUGGGGGCGUGCAGAUAAAGCACAAAAACAAACUGAGGAAGGCUGUGCAUGAGCUGCUGGUCUCUAAAAAGGACAGCACCGAGGUGAAGCUGAACCUCCUGGUCAGUGGCUGUGUUUUUGAGGAAGGGAUGAAGGGAGAUGCCAGCAGAGUGAAGGUGUUGAGUCGAUUAAAUAAUGCUGAUAAAGACAUGGUUAUUGUGCAUCUGCCUCAUGGGAGCAGUGGAGGAGAAGCCAUCCUUUCCCAGGCCCAUUUGGAGCUGCACAGCAAUUCCCUGGAUGUGCAAACUGAAGAGGAUUUUAAUUUGCUCAAGUUGAGCAAUUCCAAGAGAUAUGAAGUUCUCAAGGAGAUCCUGACUUGCCUUGGGCUGAGCUGUGAAAAGAGUGAAAUUCCUGUGUUAACACCCAUUUAUCUGCUCUCUCCAGACGAGGAAAUCCAUCUCGCUUUCCUGAAGUGGCUGGAGGGGAACGUGGAUGCUGAGGGAUUAAGGGCAUCCAGCAAGGUGUCUCUGAAAUUUGUUUCCUCCUGUGAGUCCAAAGUGGAAGUGACUCCGUCCCUGAUGCCGGUGAUCACGGAGAUGGGGAGUUUCUCCUCAGAACAUUUCAGCCUGAAGAACUACCAGCAGCAUUUGCAAACCAAGAAGCUGGGAAAGAUCCUUCUUUUCACUGAGGUGACCACCACGACCAUGAAUCUUCUGGAUGGGUUAAUGUUCGACUUGCCUGAGGAGAUGGGUUUAAUAGCAGUGGCUGUUCGACAAACACAAGGGAAAGGUCGUGGUGGAAACGUUUGGCUCAGUCCCAUGGGCUGUGCCCUGUCCACUCUGCACAUCUCCAUCCCUCUACAUUCCAACCUAGGCCAGAGAAUUCCUUUUAUCCAGCACCUGGUGUCCUUGGCAGUGGUAGAGGCAGUCAGAUCCAUACCAGGGUAUGAGGACAUCGAGCUGCGAGUGAAAUGGCCCAAUGAUAUUUACUACAGCGAUCUGAUGAAGCUCGGUGGAGUUCUGGUAAACUCAACACUCAUUGAAACAACAUUUCAUAUUCUCAUUGGCUUUGGAUUUAAUGUGAAUAACAGCAACCCCACCAUCUGCAUCAAUGACCUCAUUGCAAAGUUUAACAGGGAAGAGGGGACAGAGCUGAAGCCUCUGAGUGCAGAUUGUCUCAUUGCAAGGACUGUGACUGUGCUGGAGAGGCUCAUCGAGAUUUUUCAGGAGAAGGGGCCCAAUGGAGUUCUUCCCCAGUACUACAAGUAUUGGGUACACAGCGGGAAGCAGGUCCGGCUCCACCACGAGGAGGGCCCGGUGGCCUGGAUUGUUGGGAUUGAUGACUUUGGAUACCUCCAGGUGCAUGAGGAGGGCAAAGGCGUGGAGUCUGUGCACCCUGAUGGCAACUCCUUUGACAUGCUGAGGAACCUCAUCGUCCCCAAGCACUGACAGAGCCCACAGGGACCUCCUGCCCUGGCCACUGUCACCCCAAGGUGACGGGGGUAACCCAAAGUUUCAUUUUUCCUCCUGAUUUUCUGCUUUGUGUUUGCCAUGGGUGACUUCAGCAGCUGAAAAGAGGUGGUGAUCUCACAGCUGAAGGCUUUUAUUCUUUUAGUUAAACUUUAAAACACACCUCUGUUGCCAUUCUUUUUAAGGAUCUGUUCUUUGCAAGGAGACUGAUUGCCAAGAAAUAUUUGUAGUGAACAGAACUUUCUCUUCAUUUACACCUUACACUGGAGAGACUGAAGUGGCUCAAUAUUUCCUUUUUUUUGUUUGUUUCUGUGUGAUUUGGCACAGUGAAGGACAGUAUUUUACUUUUUUACUUCGUGUUUUUUUUAAACUAAAUUCUGUUUUUCUGUGUUGUCUGCACUAAAACCAGCUGGAACAUGACAUAUUCCUGAAUUGCUGGGAUCACCACUGUGCUUAAUUCCAGGUCUGAGUGAAGAUCCUUGCUGAUUUGGUUCUUCUCUGUGUAGACCUCUACAAUAAUUUACCAACCUGUGCUUUGAUCUCAGGUCUGCAACUCUUAAUGGCUGCCUUGAGUUUUUGGGAGAGUUUUCCAUCAGCACUUAGGAGCUGAGCUUGGUUAUCCAAGGGAUUUGCAUUCUGCUCUCCCCAGUCAGUUUUAUCUGAGUAAAGCAGCUCAUCUGUGCUUUAAAUCACAAUUUUCCAAGAGGUUUCAGCCCCUGGAAGAAAAUCCCACUGGAGUAAUGUCACACCCAGGUUAUUGUAGAAUCCCAUCUCAGGGGAUGGAACCUCUAAUUAAUUUAGAAUUUAGUGGUAAUCAUAUCACCAUUUCAAUGAAGUUGAGUGAAUAAAUAAAGGGAAUAAAUCGAAUUCCCUGCUGCAAACAACUGCUCCAGUGAAAAAGAGAAAUCACACCAUUCCCCUGUGUCCAGAUUCUCCUCUGUAGCUCUGUUGUCACCUCCCUUUCCCAAGCCAAUGUCUGCUUUUGCUGCUAAGCACUAAAAGCAAGAGCUUUAACACCUGCUGGCCUGAAAGCAGCUCGUUUUUGGGGCUGUCUGCACAUUUCCAGGUGAGGGAACAGCCUGGGAAUUCUCCUGGAGCAGCCACGAGGGAGCUUGGUGGGGUUUCCUCCCUCCCAAGGAGACUUGGCCACCACAGCCCCUCAAAUAAUUCUGAGCCAAGCAGGUUUGUCCCAGGUGUGAUGUGGCCACCUUAAUUUCUUCUCUUCGUGGUGGAUCAGCCAGAUUGGUUUCCAGAAAGGAAACCAAUUUCUGCUAGCCAGAAAUGGGGUUUUUAGGUUAAAGUUCACCUCAUUAACAAUCCAAACAUUUUAGAUUGUUUCAGCUCCAAAGCCAGGAAGUCUUAAAACAAGGAAACUUGUCUGUAAUGGUAAUUUUGACCAAUCCUCACAUUUUAGGGUUUAGGUGGUUUGGCAGCAAGAGUAGAAAUUAAAUUGUCCCUGUUAAAUGGAGGAUUUUAUGCUCCAUCUCACAGAAGAUUUGCCUGAUUGUCCAAACCCUGCUGGGGUUUUUUUUCACCCAUAAUCCAAAUCACAUAAGGCUGCACACCAGCAUCUCCUAGAGCUGCACACAAUUAAUUAUUAAUUACCAUCAUUGAAGUGAUACACCAAAUUCAGCUUUUUCCCACCAGAUGCUUUCAAAACUGCUUUGGGCUGAGAACCUUUGGCAGCUUUGAUAUCAGAAUUCAAUUUUAAUGCAUGUUGUAAUCAACUGGAACUCAAGUCUGGCUUAAUAAAGCCUCAACAAUAAGAAGAACCCAUAUAUUUAUAUAUAAUCUAUAAAAAAUGGGUGUGCACAUGCACACUCACAUCUUCCUGCUGCAUCCUCGUUUAUUUUCUGCCUUUUCCUUCAUGAGCAAACUGCAGCUGCAGGGAGGCAGAGCUCUGGUGCUGCUUUUGCAAGCACAGAGUUCUACAAAACUUCACCUUCACCCAGAAUUUGUAGCUAAAUCUGUCUCAGCUUUAGGGUUUGCCCUUAGGAAACACCUCUGGGUUUUGUUCAUGUUCCACCCAGGAAGUGCCUGGAGGGAUUGAACAGCCAGGUCGUGCCUCAGGCUGAGGUUUGAGUGGCUUCCUUCAAACUUCUCUUCAAACUUCCUUCAAACUUCCUUCUCCAGGGACAAAAAAAAGGUGAGGAAAAGGAUAAAACAUGGGAGUUUUGGAAGGGCAGGAUGAGUUUGUAAAGCUUCAGUGGCUGAGCAGCAGCAGAAGGAUUCUUUAACACCAAAAUGCUGCAGCGUUUCCUGGUUGCUGUUGGUUCUUUUGUAGCUGUGUUCAUGAUGAGCUGGUUCUGUUCUCACUUGGAGUUGUCAGGUUAUUCCCAACACUUUUGCCUUGGGAAGAAACUUGAGUGGAAUUUCCUUGCCCAAGCCUGGAUGUGCCAGAGCCCAGGGGGUGCUGUGGGAACCACUUUGCCUUUUCAGUGGCCUCUGCUGCUGUCUCAGCCUUCCAGCCUGGAUUUGGAUGAAGGAUUUGUUGCUUUCCCUUCAGAAGAAACCAAGACAAGGAGAAUUCCCAUGGGACCAGGAUAAAUUCCUUGUGGAUGAGUCCUUGGAGAAUCCCUGGCUGUGUCAGGUGGAUGGGAAGCACAAGAGUCCGACUCUGCCGAAGGCGGCGUGCCCAGAAAGCCGCAGCAUUUUUCGCAGGAAAAUCCUGUUUUUUCUUGUUCUCCGUGUGUGACAGACAAAUGUGGUGUGGGGUGUCCCUGGAUGUGGGGAUGGAGAGAUCCAGGCAGCUCCAGGCCCAGGAAUAACGCUCUGAAAAUGUUUCAUUUUGUUCAGCUGUCUGGAUUAGUAAAACACCUCUUCCAUUGCGAGGCUGAGCUCAUAUCUUAAACUAUUUUCUUGAUGAAGUGCUUUCAGAAAACUCAUUUAUUACGAUGUCCGGAUUUCUGGGACUUCAUUUUUUUAUUUUUUCCCCCCUGCUGGGGCUCUGGUAGAACAUUUCUCAUGGUGAAAACAUUUGUGGGGGUUGUUUAUUGAUAGGAAAACUCCUGGGUGUGUUGGCACGUGUGUGAGUCCGGGGUGGGUCGUGCCCAGUCAGUAACAAAGCUGCUUCCAAAGGUUUGAAAAAGUAAUAAUAAUGUAUUUCACAUUUCAGAGCCCAGCACAUCCUGCUUCUAGUAAAGCUUUUAUAAGACUUCAGAGCUUUUUUUUUAAAUAUAUCCAACAAAUCAAGGGCUAUUACCUGGAAAUAAUAUUAAAGUGUUUAAUUCUUUAUGCUGCUGCUUCACCGUGCAAAAAUUCGUUUCUUUGCUUCCUCUGAUUCAGCUGCAAUAAAAUUCCUUUUUUGCAACUCCUUUGGAAGUCUCUAUGAUCAAAAUAUCUGUCAUGGGAAAGAUUUGUGCUGGUUCCUGGGGGUAACUGCUUUGAGAAAAACAUUUGCAUGUUUAAGUGGUGCUGGGGAUGCGCUGCCUUGAUCAGACACCAAAGAAAUUAAAUCUGGGCCCAGGAAAGAGCAGAGGUCAAAAAAUGAUGGAGAAAAGAAAACUGCAGGGAAGAAUUGUCGAGUGUUGAGCAUCUCAUUCUGUGUUAUUUGCAUUUUCCAAGUGUCUUCAUUUAAAAUGCAACGUGGCAAAAAUACAAUAUAUUUUAAAAAAAAGUCUGUGUGUGUUUUAUAGCACAUUAAUUGUCAAUUAUAGAAUUGUGUCACAGCUUGAAAUAAAUUUUCAAAUAUG
Messenger RNA from Parus major (Great Tit), 6310 nucleotides. RefSeq names its product holocarboxylase synthetase (gene HLCS). Bases 30 to 2597 code for a protein of 855 amino acids. NCBI's taxonomy places the organism in Eukaryota, Metazoa, Chordata, Aves, Passeriformes, Paridae. The record is from RefSeq and is a predicted model, not a curated record. The transcript is spliced from 11 exons. Gene Ontology annotation, biological process: protein modification process. Gene Ontology annotation, molecular function: biotin--[biotin carboxyl-carrier protein] ligase activity. Gene Ontology annotation, cellular component: cytoplasm.